Acanthopagrus latus (yellowfin seabream) is the source of this 1606-nucleotide messenger RNA. RefSeq names its product 2-oxoglutarate and iron-dependent oxygenase domain containing 2 (gene ogfod2). The transcript has 7 exons. Bases 202 to 1245 code for a protein of 347 amino acids. NCBI's taxonomy places the organism in Eukaryota, Metazoa, Chordata, Actinopteri, Spariformes, Sparidae. Gene Ontology annotation, molecular function: iron ion binding; oxidoreductase activity, acting on paired donors, with incorporation or reduction of molecular oxygen; L-ascorbic acid binding. The record is from RefSeq and is a predicted model, not a curated record.
AGCAGCAGCAGCAGCAGCAGCAGCAGCAGCAGAAGAAGAAGAAGAAGAAGAAGAAGAAGAAGAAGAAGAAGAAGAAGAAGAAGAAGAAGAAUAAGUGUUGUUGUUUAUUUGUUUGUUAGUCUCAGAAGCAGCCGUGUAGCUCGUCACUGAACGUUUCCCUUCCGGUGUUUUACUGAGGUUACUUCUUCUGCUCGAGCCGUGAUGACGUCAGACGACACAGCUCAGUUUUACACCUGUGACUGUUUCACGACUGACAACUUGUUCCUGGAGGACUACAGCCUCCAUGUCCGCUUCGUGUCGGAGCAGCAGUUCAGGCUGGACUACGAGGCACUGCUGAGGAGGCUCGGCUGUGUGACGGACCAGCAGUUUGAGGAUGUGCUCAACAAGAUUUCACAGGAAGUGGACCGGCGAAGGCGUCUCAGCGCGACUUCUGCCGAGAGAACUGCUGCUAUAAAAGACGUGUACCGACCUCUCCAUCCUCACGUCUACCAUCUGCAGGAGUCCUACCUCGCACCGAAGUUCAGACAGAUUGUGGAGUUCUGUCGAGGCGGCGACAGCAGCGUGGACGGUCUCUUGGACUUGUUGGAGGAAGAGGCAGCAGUCAGAGUGUAUCGCUUCCCCGUGUUUGAGAGGAGCUUCUGUGAGGAGCUGGUGGAGGAGCUGGAGCACUUUGAGAAGUCCUCCGCCCCCAAGGGACGACCCAACACCAUGAACCAUUACGGGAUCCUCCUGAACGAGUUGGGCUUCGACGAGGGCUUCAUCACGCCUCUCCGCGAGCAGUACCUGCGUCCGCUCACCUCCCUGCUGUACCCGGACUGUGGGGGGCGCUGUCUGGACAGCCACAAGGCCUUCGUCGUUAAAUAUGACAUGAACGAAGAUCUGGACCUGAGUUACCACUACGACAACGCAGAGGUCACCCUCAACGUGUCCCUGGGCAAGGACUUCAUCGAGGGGAACCUUUACUUUGGUGAUAUGAAACAGGUUCCUUUAAGCGAGACCGAGUGCUCAGAGGUCGAACACAGGGUCACCGAGGGUCUCCUCCACCGGGGCCAACACAUGCACGGGGCCCUGCCCAUCUCCUCUGGCCAGCGCUGGAACCUCAUCGUCUGGAUGAGAGCCUCGCAGGAGCGCAACAAACUGUGUCCCAUGUGCAACAAGAGGCCGACGCUGGUGGAGGGAGAAGGGUUCGCCGACGGCUUCACCAAAGACCCGGCGGCUCAGAAUCCUUCGUGUGUGCUGACGUGACGCGCUGAUGUUUAAAAAAAAGGGGUGGAGGUAUCAGAAAGACACUGUGUUACAGAAGGUGACGUGUGCUGCUGGUUCAACCAGACUAAAUUCUCUGUCAGGUGAUUUAACAGACUGUUGAAUGAAUCAAGACGACGCUGGGUGACUGCAGAGAGCCAUUAAAUGGAGUUAAUUAAAUUAACACUUUCUGACUGUGUUCCAAAUUGGAAUGAUGAAUAUUUAUAAUCUUAACUAUUAAAUAUUAAUGGUAUUAUGAUUCUGUGAUUCAGACCUUCAGUGUAUUUAUGAGACUUUAUAUUAUUGGACUGACGUUUGAAACAAUAAAAAAACAUUAUUACUGCAUCUUGAUAUGCAGUAUGAA